Messenger RNA from Malaya genurostris, 2201 nucleotides. RefSeq names its product serine protease gd-like. Gene Ontology annotation, molecular function: serine-type endopeptidase activity. Lineage: Eukaryota; Metazoa; Arthropoda; Insecta; Diptera; Culicidae. Gene Ontology annotation, biological process: proteolysis. The transcript has 3 exons. The record is from RefSeq and is a predicted model, not a curated record. The coding region runs from base 439 to 1989 and encodes 516 amino acids.
GGAACGAUCAGUGUGCGUGUAGAUCUGCUAGCGUGAAGAUCAGGUUCGGUGUUGUCCGGAUUCUCGCGGAGUAUUUCUGGUGUUCGGAUUCAUUCACAUGCAUGCAGCUAGAAGCUAGACGCUGCCUGUAUAUCAGAACAAUCAAAAUAGUAAUGCAACACGACGAUUCAAAUCAAAUCCCAUUAGUAAUUAACGAGUAAAUAGCUGUAACACGAUACGUGAGUAGGUCUAUGUUCGUGUCUACUGGCAGUGACUGUGGAUGAGUGUGUGAAUUAAUAAAAUAAACAAAACAAGUUCUAUAGCAUUACAAGCAUCGAUUACAAUACUGGAUUACGUUCUGGCAGUUCUGCUCCUCACGUGUAUAAUGAAAAUGUGACAUCAGUAUCGUUAUCAGUUUAAUCGAGUGACACAUUAGGAAAUCACAUCGGUUUACUCAGAAUGGCAUCAAGCAGCUCCUUCGGUGUGGCAAGUCGUCCUUUGACUCUAGUGGCCUUUGUGAUUCUUCAAUUGAUUUACGUUCGAGCACAGUACCUGCAAUCACCGUGUCCCGAUGUAUUUACAUAUCAGGUGGAUCCCAGUACCAAUCAGGUCUUCGGCUAUAUCGAGAUUAACAACAUCCAAAUAGGACAAUCGGCCAAGCUCAACGUAGAUCUGUCCAUAGCGACACGCCUAGCACCAAACAAUGUCGGAUCAAUCGUCCUAGUCAAAUCCCGAGAGGCCACCUUCAAUGACAUCGUAGCCGGUUUACCAGCCCAGUAUCGCGUCAACUUCCCCUUGCAGAACAUCCUACCGACGGUGCUGUCGAUCGCACUCAAUGGACAAAGCAUCUGCACGGGUUCUCGUGCUCAGGGUCGUGUCAUAACGACCAUCAAUUUGGAGCACACCCUCUACACUCAGAUUCAAUCGCACGGUUUGGGUAACGGAAACGGUUUCCAGUACCAGCAGCCGUCUGUUGUCAACCGUCCAGUGCUUCAACAACGGCCACAAGUGCAGUACCAACCCCAGCAGCGUCCGCAGAUACAGUUUCAACCACAAACUGAACCGGAACCAGUAUGGAACAUGGAGCUGCAAACUCGUCCGACAUUGAUUCAACGUCGGCCCACCACUUUGCGGCCAGUAGUGCAACCGGAUUCUUCGAUGGUUCUGUAUCCGAAUGCAGACCGAAACACAGUUGCGCCUCCGAUUUCACAGUCAUCCGAUUACGUUUGCGGCAAAACAUCGAGUUCCUUGAAUCGACUGUCCAUAAACGGUGAACUGGUGAGCAAAGGUCAAUUCCCAUGGAUCGUUCCGCUCUUCGAUCGCACCCAGCCUCGUAGUCCGAAGUACUUCUGUGGAAGUACUAUAAUUACGAAAAAAUAUCUCAUCACAGCAGCCCACUGCGUUUAUGCACUGAACGAGGUUCGACCUGCAGAUCAGAUCCUGGCUGUGCCGGGAAUGUACAACAUUGACAAUUUCUUCGAUGAAAAUGCGAAAAUUGCCUACAUCGAAGAGGUGAUUCCCCAUGACGAUUAUGUCGACGACGAUGACGACCUGAAGGAUGCGGAUGUGGCAGUUCUGCGGCUGAAAAAAGAACUCGUUUUCACCGAUUACAUUAUUCCGAUCUGUCCCUGGCAGACCGAUAACGACCUGUCGAAAAUCAUUGGCCAAGAGGGGGUGAUAGCUGGGUGGGGCCUAACCGAGUCGGGAAGUACUUCUGUUCCAACGUAUGUCAAAACUACGGUUGUAACUCGACAGCAGUGCAUUUCGAAUCUUUCGCGAACGUAUCCAAGCAAUUGGCGAAUAUUUUGCGGCGAUGGUCGAGGAUCGGCACCAUGCAAGGGAGAUUCCGGCAGUGCUAUGAUCAUGAAAAGAGGUAACCAGUUCUACCUACGUGGCAUUGUUUCCGUUGGUCAGUUUGACAACAACUCCGGAAAAUGUAACGUAACGGUUUAUACGGUUUACACCGACAUCGCACCGUUCCGAUUUUGGCUGAAAAGCGUAACCAGCUAGUGAAACGUUCGGUGCGCACUGCACGGGAGAUUUCAGACAAAGACUACAUGUAUUUUCUAGAGCGACUCGUGGAAUGAAAGGAAACCAAUAGCUCAAUGUACAUAGUUGUGUCAUUCGACUGUUAUUUUUUAACUUUUUUUAUUAGAUAUAUAUUUAGAUACAUGUAACUUCUUUUGCAAAAUAUAACCGCCUAAGGAAGUAUUUAAACCAUA